AUGCUAAGCGGGAAGAUACUUCUGUGCGUGUUAUUAAUUGCUGCGUGGCGGGGGGCGCGAUCUGCCAGCAUACCGUUCCUUAGGCCGGUGCACAUAGCCGACAUAAAGGAUGUCGAAGACGAGGGCGCGGAAAUGCGGAUCCCGGUGGAGCUGAUGCGGGCGCGGGUGAGGGAGGGCGUGCCUCCGCCCCUGUGCGCGGGAAGGUGCGCCUCGCCUCCCGCCGGGCCUGUCUGCGCCUUCGACGCGACCGGCACGGCAAGGACCUUCGCCACGCUGUGCGAGCUGGAGGCGGUUUCGUGUCGCGAAAGCACGUAUUACGCCAUCACAAGCCUCGGCGAAUGU
Iphiclides podalirius (scarce swallowtail) is the source of this 342-nucleotide messenger RNA. Lineage: Eukaryota; Metazoa; Arthropoda; Insecta; Lepidoptera; Papilionidae. The record is from the annotation of a GenBank genome assembly.